Triticum urartu is the source of this 3161-nucleotide messenger RNA. Lineage: Eukaryota; Viridiplantae; Streptophyta; Magnoliopsida; Poales; Poaceae. The record is from RefSeq and is a predicted model, not a curated record.
CUUCAUGAUCAGUUUGACAGCGGUACCAACAUUGUCAAUAACCAUACCGACACGACUUGGUUUGGCGAUUGCUAAAGCACGUCGUCAAGUGUUCGGUAUAGUCAGGUCAUCAUAUUAGUCUCCUUCUAUAAAAAUCCACAUUGUCUCACAAAAAGAUCGGGCCACCUUGCCCCUAUGACCUUUGGAAUCAAAGGGGGCGGUGUGGGGGUGGAAGGGGGUGGGUCCAAUGAUUUGCUAUACGUUAGUCCGUAAUAAAAUAUUUUGUACUCCUGUAGGAUUAUUGUGGCUUUAACAUCCUAAAAAGAACAAGUUAUUGAAAUGCAUAUGCUCCACGCAGGGAAUGUGGUCCAUGAUGUGACACAACAACAUCCUACUAGCUAAUGGCCCAUGCAUUGCAACAAGCGCGUAUUUUAGUGGUUCAAAAUCAAUCUUGUUUGACACUCCGUUCCUUUAUAUAAGGUGUAUUAUUUUUGACACGGUGACCAAGGCACAUAAUUAUAGAGAUGUUAGGACGAAAUUACCCUUGGCAAAUUUGUUGGUUAGUGGCAAGUAAAUCAGUGGGUCCAGAAAAGUAAGGGAUACAUGCAAUCGAGAGAGAUACUUUCCUUCUUUUUCUACAAGAAGAGAUGCAUGCAAUCGGGAGAAAGAUGUUUUUUUUAGGGCUAAAAGGGGGAUUACGAGGAUUUAGAAAAAAUGCAUCUUACAUUGUGUAAUUUUAUCAAAAAGCAAAUACACCUUAUAUAAAGAAACGGAGGGAGUACCUUACAUCAAUUCUGGUAACAUUUAAUUUGAUGGGAUUUUGGUUUAGUUGAGAUUUUUAUAAGAUUAAAUUCGAUUUGAUUUAAUUUGCUUCGAUUGAGUUAAUACAAGACCUGUUUUCGAAAAGUAUUGAUUUAUGUUGGGUUUUUUUUUUCUAUGUCAUCUUUUGGGGUUACAAAAAACCAACAGAAAACCAUGGAACGUGGGAGGAAAAAACACAGUGGGUGGUGGAGACGAGGGAACUAACUCCUCUUGUAGAGAUAGAUAGAGAUGUUUUCCACGUUAGAAAUGUGACUUGUGGUGCAUGGUCCUUGACUUAAAACGGCUCCCUCACUCUUCCCUUUAAUUUCCUUUAUUACUAAAGAAAAGGGCCGGUUUAUAGAGUGCUGCCAGCACAAAUCAAGGAGACUCUGUUCCUCGGAAAAGGGACACACCACAAGGACGCAGCAAAGAAACCAAGGCGAAAAACUUCCGCAGUGGUGUUCCUAACAAUAGGGAUUUCAUCGUUUGAUUCUUUGUGCGCGGCAAUAUCGCUGCCGCGCAUCGUUUGAUUCGUUUCUUGAAAAUUUGUCUGGCUGUCCGCGGCAAUGGCGAUGCCGCGCAGCGCGCCGGCGGAGCCAGAUGAAAGUGCGUCGCGCACGAAGCUCCUCGUCGGCGGCAUCGCUGCCUUCCUGCUCCUCGCCAUUAUCAUCGGCACGGCGGCGUUCAUCGUGUCGGAGAGGGCCGAGGACGAGGGGGACACGGACAAGAAAGCGAUGGCCGCCACGAUGCGCACCGUGGACCUCUUCUGCUCGCCCACGGACUACCAGGCCACGUGCAAGGAGACGCUGACCAAGCCGCUGGAACGUUCUAACAACCAGGUCGACCACCCGCACGCCGCCGCCGCCGCCGCCAUCACCGCCGUCGGCCGGGAGCUCGCGCGCGGCUUCAACGAGUCGUCGCUGCUGGAGGCCGUGCGCCAGAGCAACGACACGCUGGUCCACGAGGCCCUGCUCGACUGCAAGAUGCUCCUGGACGACUGCGCCAACGACGUAACCCGCGCGCUCUCCACCGUCGCGUGGCGCGGCGUCGACGGGCCGGCUCAGGACCUCCAGGCCUGGCUGAGCGCGGUGAUCACGUUCCAGGGCUCCUGCGUCGACAUGUUCCCCAAGGGCGAUGUCCGCGUCCAGAUCAAGGAGAUCAUGGAGAAGGCGCGGGAGAUCUCGAGCAAUGCCAUCGCCAUCAUCCAGCAGGGCGCUGCCCUCGCCGCCAUGCUCGAAAUCGACGCCGGCGCCGAAGUCACCCUCGCCAAGGACGCGGACGACGACGACGACGACGACGACAAGGACGACAACGACGAUACCCCCGCCGAGCAAAGCGACGGCGAGCGCCAGCUCCAGGAGUCCGUGUCCGACGUCCCCACGUGGGUGCCCAGCGAGGACCGGAGGAUUCUCGAAGAGGCGGAAGAAGAACGCAAUGGCGUGCUCACGCCGAACGUGACAGUGGCCAAGGAUGGCUCCGGCGCCUUCACAAACAUCUCGGCCGCCUUGGACGCGUUGCCGAAGAAUUACAGCGGGAGGUAUGUGAUUUACAUCAAGGAAGCGGUGGACGGAGACAGGUUCAUGGCGGUGAAGAUGGGGAUCCGGAACACGGCGGGGGACGAGAAGCAGCAGGCGAUUGCGGUGCGCGUGAAGGGCGACCGGGCCGUCUUCUUCAACUGCCGGAUCGACGGGCACCAGGACACGCUCUUCGCGCAGGCCUACCGCCAGUACUACCGCAGCUGCAUUGUCUCCGGCACCGUGGACUUCAUCUUCGGCGACGCGGCCGCCGUGUUCCAGCGCUGCGUGCUGCUCGUCAAGGACCCGCUCCCGGGGAAGCCUGGCGUGGUGACCGCGCACGGCCGCCGCGACCGGCAGCAGACCACCGGCUUCGUCCUGCACCGGACCCGCAUCGUGGCCGAUGAGGCCCUCGCCAGCAAGUCGUCGACGGUGAAGACCUUCCUGGGGCGGCCGUGGAAGGAGUUCUCGAGGGUGGUGGUGAUCGAGUCGGUGAUCGACGGGUUCGUGCACGCGCAGGGGUACAUGCCGUGGGAGGGCAAGAACAACCUGGGCACGGCGUUCUACGGCGAGUACGCCAACGUCGGGGACGGCGCCAACAUCACGGCGCGUGAGGAGAUGAAGGGGUUCCACGUGCUCAACAAGGAGAAGUCCAAGGUGUUCACGGUGGAGCGCUUCCUGAACGGCGGCGAGUGGAUACCGGAGACGGGCACGCCGGUGAGGCUAGGGCUGUUCGGCUGAGAUAUACAGAUGGGUGGAGUGUGUUCAUCGAUCCGUGUGUACGAAUGCGUUGUUAGGUUCACCUGUAAUGUAAUGUAUGUACAAAAUACAGUCAAAAUAGUGACCUCAAAAGAGAAGUGCCUACUG